This is a messenger RNA of Clonostachys byssicola, 651 nucleotides long. The record is from the annotation of a GenBank genome assembly. Lineage: Eukaryota; Fungi; Ascomycota; Sordariomycetes; Hypocreales; Bionectriaceae.
AUGGACGCCUUCUUUGAUGGACUGUCAAAUGCGUUUUCUUCACAGCGCUUGUACUACACAAAAGCUGACGAGGGUGAUGAAAAUCUACGGGAAUUUUUAUCUCGAGUGGAAUAUGACCCAACGACGCAAGCUCUCGUAUCAACUAACCUUCUGAGGCCUAAAGGGAAAGCAGAUAUCGAGGAUACUAUGAAGGGUUUGAGCGGUUCACUUCUAGGGGUUUCAAUAUGUCUGAAAUCCGAAGAGAAAGCGAAGCAGAUUGACAAUCAAACAAAACAAACACAAUCACCAGACGGAAAGACUACUCGACCAACUAUCAUAGGCUUUGUUGUGCUAGGAUGGGGAGGUAUUCCUGCGAGCCAGGUCGUCAACAGGAGGGCCAGCAUAGGGAUAAGUCUCAGCUCCGAGUAUCAUGGCAAGGGUUAUGGGCGGGAAGCUUUCAACUGGAUGCUUGACUGGGCGUUCCGUUAUGCCGGGCUUCACACGGUCUUUCUGAACGUGUUCCCAUACAAUGAAAAGGCAGUUCGCUUAUACAAGAGCCUCGGGUUCGUACAAGAAGGCCAUCUGCGAGAGACUAAGUACUUCAACCGCAAGUGGCAUGAUGAGCUAUUAUUCGCCAUUACAGAAGAUGAAUGGGAGAAGAUCAGAGGAUAG